Messenger RNA from Mytilus trossulus (common blue mussel), 1768 nucleotides. RefSeq lists its product as uncharacterized. Bases 65 to 1768 code for a protein of 567 amino acids. NCBI's taxonomy places the organism in Eukaryota, Metazoa, Mollusca, Bivalvia, Mytilida, Mytilidae. The transcript is spliced from 10 exons. The record is from RefSeq and is a predicted model, not a curated record.
ACUACAUAACUAAGGAAAAACUUUCCUUUGUAAAACAGUGGUUUAUUUUAUUGAAGACUCCAAAAUGGCUUUGAUUUGUUUUUGCUUUUGCGUGCUGUUGAUUGGUUUUACUAUCGGCACCACUGAAGAUAUAUAUUCUACACAUGAAAACGUUUCUGUAGGAAGAUUUAAAAAUACCAGCAUGUGUGGCGUAUUUGCACUUACACAAGAUAAGAAAACAUUCCAAAUCAAGUCUGAUGGACAUCAUAUCAACCCUCCCUGUUCACUUUAUCUCAUUGGUGUAAAUUAUAUAAACAACAAUUACAGUUUUUCCGGCAUGUGUUACAAAGUGUCAGAUAUAACAUUACCUUGUGGCAGAAAUGAUACACUUGUUGUAAGAGAAUGGGCUUUGAAUAUCCGCCACAACGAUCAGUCAAUAUUACUGUAUGCAAAUCAAAGUAUGCUUGUUACAGAGAAAAUCUUACGAUGUGACAAUAAUAAAGAUUUUACAAUUAACUAUGAAUUUUGUCGGGAGAAAUUAUUUAUGUUAGAGAUUCUAUUCUACAGUCCAAACAAACCAUCUGCAAUGUUACCAAAGAUUACUGUACAGUCGCGCGUGAUAAUUGGCCCACGAUAUCCGGCACUCAGUUUACAUGACAUGGAAUCAAUGAAAAUACAGAUGGUGGGAUGUAAGACAUGUAAAGUAACAGCACAUCAAAUGUACCUGGAUUUUCUGGAUAGAGUCAUUUUGAUUGCAAAUAAUAAUAAUAACAAAAACAAGGACGAGAAUGGCAAAGAGGAACAGUCUAGUUCUCCUGGUGUUCAUAAUGUUGAUCUAAAUAUAUUGCUGCCCACUCUGUUUGGUUCUCUAACAACGGUUACAGUAGCAGUCAUAGGAUUGGACCAAUACCGUAGAAAAAGAGAACUUAGGUUUAUUUUUAUUAAAGAUUCGAAAAUGGUGUUCACAGGCUUUUGUUUUAAUGUGUUGUGGAUUAGUACAACCCUUGGCCUCACAGAAGCUAUAUAUUCUACACAUACAAAUGUUUCUGUAGGUAGAUUUGACAAUACGAGCAUGUGUGGCAUAUUUGCACUCACACAAGAUCAGAAAACAUUCCAAAUCAGAUCCGAUGGGCAGCAUAUCGACCCUCCCUGUUCACUUUAUCUCAUUGGUGUGAAUUAUAUAAACAACAAUUACAGUUUAUCCGGCAUGUGCUUUGAAAUGUCUGAUAUAGCAUUACCUUGUGGCAGAAAUGAUACACUUAUUGUAAGAGGAUGGAAUUUGGAUAUUCGUCACAAAGACCAGUCAGUAUUACUGUAUGCAAAUCAAAGUAUGCUUGUUACAGAGAAAAUCUUUAGAUGUGACAAAAAACAAGAUUUCACUAUGAAGUAUGAAUUCUGUCAAGAGAAAGUAUCUAUGUUAGAAAUCUUAUUCUACAGUCCAAACAAUCCAUCUUCAGUGUUACCAACGAUUACUGUACAUUCGCGUGCGAUAGUGGGCCCAACAUAUCCAGCACUAAGUUUACAUGACAUGGUAACAAUGAAAAUACAGAUGGUUGGAUGUAAGACAUGUAAAGUAACAGCACACCAAAUGGAUUUAGAUUUCCUUGAUAUAGUUAUUGUGAUUGUCAAUAAUGGUAACGAAAACAAUAAGGACGUUGAAACCAGUUCUGAUAGUGUUGAUCUCAAUAUUUUGUUACCUUCACUGUUUGGUUCUAUUGCAACUGUUGUAGUAGCUGUGGUGGCAGCCUGCGCAGCGAAAAAAAGAUGCUCUCCAAAUGGAGGUAAAUAA